AGAUCAACGUCCGAUUUGUCUACCCAUUCUUUCUCUUUAAUGCCAACCACACUUGAACGCCGUUAGGAACGUCACUUCCUGUUCCAUAUUAUCUUUUAGUACCCGACUAUGACUUCUGCUGGUCUCUUAUCAGGACGGCUCGCCCUUGUCACAGGAGCUGCCAGUGGUAUAGGUCGCAGUGUAUGCGAGGUGUUUGCCCGUGAAGGAGCCAGGGUGGCGGCGGUUGAUGUCCAAGCGCCAGGAUUACAAGAAACACUGAAGCUCUUGAAGUCGGCAACUCCAGGGAACCACUAUGCUUUCCCAACUGAUAUCUCACUGCCCCAGUCUGUAGCAGAGAUGAUGGAUCAGGUGUCCAAGCAGUUCCAGGAUGUUCCGACAGUAGCUGUGAACUGUGCUGGCAUCACCCGUGACAAUCUGCUGAUACGCAGCACCGAUGAGGAUUUUGAUAAAGUUAUUGAUGUCAAUUUAAAGGGUACCUACCUGGUGAUGAAGGCUGUGGCACAGAUGAUGAUGACCAAGCAUGUUGAGUGUGGCUCCAUCGUCAAUAUUGCAAGCAUUGUUGGGCAGUAUGGGAACAUUGGACAAUGCAACUACUCAGCAUCAAAAGCUGGAGUUGAAGGAUUAAGUAAAUCCGCUGCAAAAGAACUUUCCAGGUUCAAUAUCCGUGUUAACUCCGUCCUCCCGGGAUUUAUUGCUACUCCCAUGACCGAGAAAGUUCCAGAGAAAAUUUUACAGCAAGUAACCAAGUUAAUUCCAAUGCAACGACUUGGAACUCCUGAAGACAUUGCAGAAGUGUGUUUGUUUUUGGCUUCAAAACGCAGUGGAUAUGUAAAUGGUGCUUCUAUAGAAGUGUCAGGUGGCCUCAGAAUGUAAACUAAGGUGAUUCCUGAUGUUUACUUGCAAAUAAUUGAUUGCUGUGACUGACACAUGAAGACAUAAUUAAGCUAUUACCAACCAACUUCAAUCAAAGAUGGAAAUAUAUCGUUUAUUUUUUAAAUUGAUUUUACUUGUGUAUUUACUUCUAAUUAAUUUUUUUAAAUAAAU
Molecule: messenger RNA, 1044 nt
Organism: Octopus sinensis (East Asian common octopus)
Lineage: Eukaryota; Metazoa; Mollusca; Cephalopoda; Octopoda; Octopodidae
Product: estradiol 17-beta-dehydrogenase 8
Exons: 8
Coding region: 109-873 (254 amino acids)
Molecular function (GO): oxidoreductase activity, acting on the CH-OH group of donors, NAD or NADP as acceptor
Source: RefSeq, a predicted model, not a curated record